Diprion similis is the source of this 1990-nucleotide messenger RNA. RefSeq lists its product as uncharacterized. The transcript is spliced from 4 exons. Gene Ontology annotation, molecular function: protein binding. The record is from RefSeq and is a predicted model, not a curated record. The coding region runs from base 149 to 1231 and encodes 360 amino acids. Lineage: Eukaryota; Metazoa; Arthropoda; Insecta; Hymenoptera; Diprionidae.
AGAAGUGCAGAAGCAGAAGGAUUCGGACCUUGGUGGGGUUUGGUAGUUGGGAUAGGAUAGGGUGUGUAAGUUUUAGAGUUUGAUCGGUGUCCAGCUCCACAGAAUCAGGUAAAGCCCGCGUCACUUUGUUUCUUGAAUCAAUCGUAAAAUGUGGAAAUUUGUAUCACGUGGAAUUCGCGAGUCGUUGGAGCGACGGGCCAACUGUUGGACAAACUUAUACCCACACACGUCGCAAGAUGGUAGUGGUGGUGGUAAAAGUGAGGUUAUCAAAACUUCUAACGUACAUAAACAAGUUUCCAUCGAUCAUUCUAUCUCGCGAUACUUCAACAUCUGUCGCCGAUUCGGAGCGGCUGGACCUGACGGCGAUAAGAGCCGCGGGUACCGUUGGAAUCCAAAAUAUUCUUGGGUCGAGGCCGUCGAAUGGUCUGGACUCCUGGCAUUGGGCUUGGUGGUGUGCCAGUCGCUCUGUAUUCAUCGAAGACUUUUCGGUCUUGACCCCGAAUCUGUGUGGCGUAGGAGAAUAUCUCAGGCACACGACGUCGGUAUUUCCAAGUUGCUAAAUGGACUUCUGUGCUUUGAACCUCGCCACAUCUUGCCGAUAACUAAUUGCGUAGGAAAUCAUAGCAAGAGUACAGACAGUCAACAAAGCUCAGAUGACUCUAGUUGGACUUCACAAAAACCUUAUGGGCCAAUCACUAUUGAAGAGGCUCUUCGGGAUGCAGGGGAUGACUUCACAAGGAUCCAUCGAAUAGUGAUGGGGGAGUUUGAAUUCCAGAUGGGAAUGAAGGCGCUGGAAGAAAAGCGCCACAAAGAGGCUGUGAAACAUUUUUCUGCUGGUGCUAGCUUGGCGUCUUCAGCUAGCAUGUUUAAUCUGGCUGUAUGCCAUGAGAUGGGACUGGGUACUUCGGUCAACCAUAAAGAGGCUGCUAAACGAUAUCGAGCCGCUGCAGAAAAUGGGCACGCUGAUGCGAUGUACAACUUAGGAGUUUUCCACGCUCAGGGUAGAGGUGGGUUGAAAGUGAACAUGAAAAUGGCACGAGAGCUAUUUACAGAGGCUGCAAAACUGGGUCAACCUCAGGCUGAGCAUGCGUUGAGCUUGGAAAAAGCAAGUCAACAGAAAAUCCGUGAACAGGAAUUGACAAAUGAUUCUACAAGGUGUUUGCCGAUGGACAAAACUCAAAUGCACAUUAACAAGUCUAGCUAUUUGCCGGCGCAGCUGAUUGGCUUAUGAGAAGCAGAUUUAUUCCUUCGGCAUACACCUCUCAAUCAUUUGAUGAAGAACGUGGCUGCCUACGACUUGUUCAGAUCGGGAAUAUUGAGCAGGUCAGGUCACGGUUGUUCGGAAUUAGGUACGUUGCAAAAUGUUUUGGUAUUCUUCACAUAUGCAUUACCUAAGACUAUCGCGAAAACGUUAAACUGCGCUCUUGCGUGUCUAUACAAUGUAUAAAACUGGUAGGGAUAUGAAAAUGGAUAAUCGAGAUGAAUCUUCAAGGAAUCCUAUCCCUCUAUUCUAUGAUAAAGAUAUAGUAGAUAACUAUAUAUGACGUGCUUAAUAUCUAUCAAUCUGACGCCAUAGGUAUUAGGUGUACAAUAGAUUUGUAAGUUUUGCUGCUAAAAUCGUGAUGAAAAUCAGUGUAAAUAACUUUUCGAACCAUGUUUUUCAACGAGAUAAUUGUGAGAAGGAGUCUUUACCUGACUGAAUUAUAAUUAUGGUUACGUACUAGAUUUAUGUAAGGAAGUAUUUUCGUAUUUCGUUGUACAUACAAAUUCUGUGGCAAAGUAUAUGCUGGUUAAACGAAGUGUUUCAUUGCAAAGCCCGGAAAAGAAAGAUAUCUAAUAAUAAGUAGAGCGAGAGAGAGAAAAAAAACGAGUUUUGGAUCUCUAUACAAGUAUAUAAAAUAAUUUUAUUGUAUUACGUUUAAUUUUUUACAUUAUGUGUUGAAGAAUAAAACUUACAUUGUAGAAAUUGUAACUCUGGUCUUUAACGACA